UAAAAGUAUUUUUGGAUACGUGUAAGUAGUUAAUAAUAAGCUUUAAAUACAUUAUGAAUUAUUACAUAAGAAAGAAAAAAAAACUAGCAACGAGUUGAUCAACUUUCCCGGCGACAUUUAAAAUUUUGGUGGCACCAUCUGUAAUCAUAUUCUAUUUUUAAAAACUUUGUAUAUUUUUAACUAUUAUGAAACGUCAAAAAGCUUAAAUUUGAGGUUAGGGAUGGGUUUAUGAACAAAUUGUAAAUGCUAAUAACGAGUAAAAUCGUCAUUAAGUUCGAUCCUACUGGAGAUAUGACCCCCAUUAUCCUUUAACCACCAAAAUUUAAUAGCAUUAAUCCCUCUAAUAAACAAAUCUCCAUGGAAAAUUUCAGAAAUAUUCGUUUGACUAAAAGUACAAAAGUUAUUAAGCUUCAAACAGGUUAAGUUUUGCACUGUGCCAGUGCACUCCAGCUCCUGCGCCAUACCGGCAAUCUGUGGUCUCCAGAUAUGGCCCAGUUUUAAAUUUCGAUAUUCUUACUACUGUAAUGAGUUUCUAAAAGAUUUGUUUGGAGUCUCCUCGAUGUGGUGGGAGCACCUUGUUUGUCUAUGGGAUAACAUGCCACUGACCAUUUGGUCUGGGCUUCACAUUUAAAUGGACCUAAAAAUAUUUGUUAUAAAUUAUGUAUUCUUGUGUACCGAAAUCAAAUUUUCAGAAUAUGAUUCGAAGAUAUUUUCGAUUGUGGUUGAUGUACAUCAUUUGCACACACGAAGAGCAUUUAUUUUCUGCGAAUAAUAUCGCUACCAAUAGGAACAGUAGCAUAAAACAUCUUUUCAAUAAAGAUAUAAAUAAUAUUGAAAAGGUUAAAUUAAACAUUGGAAUCAGAAAAUUUGAACAAGAUACUAUUGUAGCAUUGCAUAACAUGUAUAGAACUCAAGUUACUCCAUCUGCCUCUAAAAUGCUAAAAAUUAAAUGGAAUUGGCAUUUAGCUGAACUGGCAAAGAAAUGGGGAGACAGGUGCCAAUUCGAGUUAGGUCCAAGUAAAUGUAAAAAUAUAAUUAGUCAGAAUAUGGAUUUCGAUACUCCAUCGUAUAGAGCAGCAUUAGCGAAAUGGAACAACGAAAAAAAUAAUUACGAUUAUACAAGUAAUAAUUGUGAUAUUGAUGCUUCGUGCCAUCAUUAUAAAACGAUUACGUGGGCGAAAACACAUUCCAUAGGCUGUUCACAAUCCAAAUGUGGCACAAAUGGAUCCAUAAAUUUCUUCAUUUGUAAUUAUUAUCCAGCCGCAGAUUUGUCAGAGCAACCAUACACGAAGGGAUUUCCAUGUUCAAAUUGCACAGAAGAGUGUAUUAUGUCGUCUUUAUGCGAUACAAAUUUAGUGCUACCAAAAGAAAAACUUGUUGAAUGCAGCAUAAGUCCAUCAUCUGCAACCGGUUUGAUGUAUGGCAAUGAUGCCAAAAUGGAGUUAUUUAUUAUGGGCAUAAUAAUUCGUGUAUUAAAUCUUGCAUAA
Molecule: messenger RNA, 1487 nt
Organism: Centruroides sculpturatus (bark scorpion)
Lineage: Eukaryota; Metazoa; Arthropoda; Arachnida; Scorpiones; Buthidae
Product: cysteine-rich venom protein-like
Exons: 7
Coding region: 660-1487 (275 amino acids)
Source: RefSeq, a predicted model, not a curated record